UUCUCGAUAAUACGAUAACAAUAAAUCUACGCUCUUCGUUGACAGUGAUGAUUCGUACACUUUCUUCUUUUCAAUAUAUACGUGACGUUCAGUGGUUAUUGUUCAAGCGAGAACAAAGAAAACGAGUCGAAGUCAAAGGAAGAAUCGCGCCGUAAAUGCACCGUAGUGAAAUUGCGUUUCGUGGAUUCUCGAAAUUCGUCGAAUCGAAUUGCAGUAACUUCAAUUCGUUUUUAAUCGAUAUACGAUUUCUAAUCGAUACAUGUUGCGCAAAUUGACAUUGUGAUUGAUCGAUUACAAACAUUUUGAAAUAUAAUUAUGCUUUGUCGUAUGAUCGAUACAUCGUUAAACUCGACCGCCUUGAACAAAAACAUAUCGUAUUUAUGCAAACUCGCUGUAUAGCUCAUUUUUAAACCGUGGUUCAAGUUGGUCACUUUUUUAAUUGGAAAUUCUUUCGCUUCAAGAUCUCGCUUUUUGGAUAUUGGCAGCUAAGAAAACAAAUUACAAGUUGCAAAAUUGAGGAGUACAACACAAAGCCAUGUCGAGUCCGUCGUUGAAAGACCUGCCAAAAGUAGCCUUAGACUUGAAAAGCGAAUUAGAAGGUUUCAAUCAUGGCUGCAUGAAGAAAGCUGCGACGGCCGAAAAAAAUGUUUUACCUUCCGCUGAAGACGUACGACAAGAACGACAACAUUCCGAAUUAAUCCACGAUGUGGAGUCUUUUAAACAAGAUCAGUUGAAACAUGCCGACACGAAAGAGAAGAUCAUUUUACCCAAUGCCAAAGAUGUAGCCGCGGAGAAGACUCAACAAACGUUGAUGUCGGGCAUCGAGACAUUCGACCCGACCAGUUUGAAACACACCGAAACUCAAGAAAAGAAUCCGUUACCUGAUAAGGACGCGAUUCAACAAGAAAAAGGAAAACAGCAAUUAAUCUCUGGAAUUGAAAAUUUCGAUCCUGCAAAGCUGAAACACGCCGAAACGCUUGAGAAAAAUCCCUUGCCUACCAAAGAAGCAAUUGACGCCGAAAAAAUAGCUGCUUAAAGAAAGCUUCAAAACCGGAAACACAAAAAAGAAAGGAAGCAGCGACUCGUCAUUUCUUCCAUUUUCUAUAUCGUGACAUUUUAUAACAAUUACUCAUACAUUGUCCACAGGAAAAAAGAAGAAUGCGACACACUGUGUUAAUGUAAUCUUAUGAUUAUACUUAUCCUACCGCCAUGAGCGUCCCUUUCGGCGAGACGCACAAGUCGUUUUUUAUACGAAAACUAUUAACGAUGAAAACGACGAUGAGGGUUCGGGCCCAAAUUUAAUUAAAAUAAUACGAUCAAACUUUACAAACGAUCUAUUUGAUUCCUACUGUUACCAACAUUAAACGAUUUUGGGUCUGUAUCAACAUCCGUCUAACAUUAACUCGCCAAAGGAUGUACUUUUUAUACUAAGAAAGCUGCACGUGAGCAAACGUUAUUUUCGAUAGCAACAAAAUUAUUGGGUAGCAUUGCAUGCGUUACAGAUGUCGCAAUGGUGCAGCGGUUGAUCUUAUAUUUGUGUAAAAAUCAUAUUUUAUAUAACGGGCUAUUGUACUUUUUUAACAUUUCGUACACAUCGCAUUGUCAUUCCGAUGAAAAUUAUUAUGACGAAUAAAAAAAGUAAUUUGUA
Molecule: messenger RNA, 1648 nt
Organism: Megachile rotundata (alfalfa leafcutting bee)
Lineage: Eukaryota; Metazoa; Arthropoda; Insecta; Hymenoptera; Megachilidae
Gene: cib
Product: thymosin beta cib
Biological process (GO): actin filament organization
Cellular component (GO): cytosol
Molecular function (GO): actin monomer binding
Source: RefSeq, a predicted model, not a curated record